Molecule: messenger RNA, 699 nt
Organism: Durusdinium trenchii
Lineage: Eukaryota; Dinophyceae; Suessiales; Symbiodiniaceae
Source: the annotation of a GenBank genome assembly
AUGUGCAGUUCAGCACUCAAUUCCGGACAGUUCCUAUCACAUCAUUUUGUGCAGCUUGAAGCCUUGGUCGAGCAGGUGCUCACAACCUCUAUGCAACUUGGCGAAACCAUCAUCGUGACCAAUGCUGAUGAGAUGUGGGUCUCGGAGAGUACUCGUCGUUUUAUUCCACGAGUGACACCACUUCUGUCCUCUGUCCGAGUUAUUUCAGCGCGAAAAAUGUUUGAGCAGAGUUGGCCUGGAGAUGUGUUUGCAUGGAAGCGCGAGGCAUUCCGCGAGGUUAUUAUACCUUGGCAAACAACUGCCAUGUCUCCUGGUGGCAUGCACCUCGUUGUACUGGGAGACUCUGCGGCUGAAAUGGAAGCAGCGCAUACUUCAUUGAUCGGACUGGUGUCACCCUCUGCUGUGAAGACAGUUAAAUUCAGAGAAAUGCCAACAGCAGAAGAGCUAUUGGAGCAGCUGCGUGUCAUCAAUCAGGAGCUGCCCACAAUUGUAGCAGAAGAGAGGAGCAGCAACAGGAACUUGUCAAGCCAACUGUGGCUGUCUGCUGCCCCUUCACCGCAUCUCAUCUGCACAGAUACGUUAAGUUUCCCUAAAAAUCUAGGAACCAAAUCAUUAGUCCGAGCGCUUCUUCAAGGAAGCUCGAGAGCUUCCUUGAAGAAGCGUGAGCUAUUUGUAGUAGCGUCCACUUGUAGGUACUAG